AUGUUUAAUAGAUAUGCUGCUACUUCAGGACAAGUGGUAAAUCCCUCAAAAUCUACAAUAUAUGCUGGUGCUUUAUCUACACAAAGGAUAGCUUCAAUAGCUUCAUUGCUUGGAUUCUCAAUUGGAACACUUCCUUUCUUAUACCUAGGAAUCUCGAUUUUUAAAGGAAAACCUAAAGAUUCCUUUCUUCAGCCUAUUGCUGAUAGAAUCAAGACUAAACUCUCAGCUUGGAAAGCUUCUCUCAUGUCCAUAGCUGGCAAAGUACAGCUGGUGAGAAGUGUUAUUCAAAAACCUCAAGGAAAACAAUGGAUUCAAAAUCCACCUGCUGAGAUAGAGAAGAAGGAGCCACAAGUUGUAAAGUCAACAUAUGUCCCUCCUGAAGAUAUGUUGCAGAAGAGUCCUAAAAAAGGUAAUGAUAAGAUGAUUAAAGAAAGAACUCAUAAACUUAUGUCACUAGUAGAUGAUGAGGUCCAAUGGACAAAGGUGCUUUCUGUUGGCAAAGAGCGGGGAAAAGGAGUUCAAAUUGCUUCCAACUCAGGUUAUGAAUAG
Messenger RNA from Vicia faba (fava bean), 549 nucleotides. The record is from the annotation of a GenBank genome assembly. Lineage: Eukaryota; Viridiplantae; Streptophyta; Magnoliopsida; Fabales; Fabaceae.